AUGGACUUUGAGUCACCCGAGGGCUGCCGCGCGUUUGACUACUAUCGCAGCCAGUCAGCACCAGUACUCGGCAACAUCAUGGACUCGGAGUUUUGGGGCGGCUUGGUUAUGCGACUGAGCGUGACGGAGCCCAUUGUGCGCCAUGCCGUCCUGGCAAUGAGCAGCCUCCACGAGCAUCUCAGUACGCACCGGGAGCAGGGCGACACCCCCGGGCCGUCGUUUAUUUACUCGGAAUAUGGGAAAUCCAUCGCGGCACUCAGACAAUGGAAAUCAAGUGACGGGCCAACUAUACCGCUGUUAGCUUGCGUUUUGUAUACCUGCCUGGAAUUUCUGCUCGACAACGAACAGGCCGCGAGGAUGCACAUCAUCGAAGGCCGGAAGCUACUGGGCUCUCUCGGCGAUGAGUCUUCACCCGCCCUCGAAAUGGUCAAGAGAGACUUGGUCCCCAUGUACACGCGGCUCGGUCUCGCCGCCUUUCUAUACGGCGGCAACCCCCCGGGCGUGCCAGAGCACCUGCGUCCGUCCAUCGCGCCGCCCACGAAAUUCGAGAGCAUAGCCGAAGCCAGGGCGUUACUCUACCACCUGCUGGACGAAGCGCUGCGAUUCACCACCGCCGUUCGACCAAAGAUCUAUGCGGGUCACCUAGACGCCAGCAGCUUGCAGGAUCUCGCUUCCGCGCAGCAAGCCCUGCUGUCGCGCUUGACUCACUGGCACGUUCUCUUCAUUGUCCUCACCAGCGGCUUGAAGAUGACACAGGCAAACGUCUGCACGCAAAACCUGCUGCUCAUCUACUACAACACUGCCGUCAUAUGGGUUUCCACAUCGCUGCGCAGAGACGAAGUCGCCUACGACGCGCACAUGCCCGCCUUUAGCACCAUUGUCUCGCUGGGCGCGGCCAUCAUCGCAGGCGCGCAGCGGGGAUCGCCGCUGCAUUCCUUUAGCUUUGAGACGGAGCUGAUUGCGCCCAUCUACUGGACCGUGCAGAAAUGCCGGCAUCCGCUGCUGCGUCGCGCCGCCGUCAAGCUCCUCAUGAAGGACGAGCUGAAGAACCGGCGAGAAAACUUGUGGCACUCCAACGAGGCCGUUGCCAUUGCACUGCGCACAAUCGAGGUGGAAGAGGAGCACACCGCAAGGUGCGGAGUGGUCAUGGAGAGCGCAGUGGGCUUGAGCCCUGAACAUCAUGGGACACCACACUCCGAGGCCUCCAGCAGAGACUCCAACAGAAGCGGUUGGCACGUGCCGCUGGGCCAUCCGCCUACGCUUUCUCUGGGUCAAAUAGAAGAGGAGCAGCAGCUGGAAGAGCUUCUGAACUUUAAUACAAUACCCAGCACUGCUGGCGGUGCCCAGAGCGGUGGCAGUCUGGUUGACGUCCUCCACGUGGGUGUUGAGGCGACCCAGCUGCAGUCUCCGUACGGCGUCAUGGAGAGCUCACGGAUAAAGAAUACUUUGAUCGGAGCGCGGGACAAGGCUGGCGUCACGGUGACGAUAUUCCGAGACCCUCAAAAUGCACAGGACGAGUGGGAUGUGAGGAAAGAGUUUAUCCCAUUUCUAUAG
Molecule: messenger RNA, 1554 nt
Organism: Cordyceps militaris CM01
Lineage: Eukaryota; Fungi; Ascomycota; Sordariomycetes; Hypocreales; Cordycipitaceae
Product: C6 finger domain protein, putative
Exons: 1
Coding region: 1-1554 (517 amino acids)
Source: RefSeq, a predicted model, not a curated record